Nothobranchius furzeri (turquoise killifish) is the source of this 1936-nucleotide messenger RNA. RefSeq names its product carbohydrate sulfotransferase 11. The record is from RefSeq and is a predicted model, not a curated record. Gene Ontology annotation, cellular component: membrane. Gene Ontology annotation, biological process: proteoglycan biosynthetic process; carbohydrate biosynthetic process. Lineage: Eukaryota; Metazoa; Chordata; Actinopteri; Cyprinodontiformes; Nothobranchiidae. Gene Ontology annotation, molecular function: sulfotransferase activity.
UGAUUGGCCGGAGGAGAAGAAGUUUUUCGACAAACUUCUGAGACACCAUACUGGAGAUGCGGGCAACGAGGCGAGCGGAAACGGAGUCGGUCCGGUUCCUGACUUUUUGUUGGAUUUAAAACCUGAAGUAUUUACAAGAAAGAUUAUUCUACUUGUUGCUUGAGGCUAAAUUAUUAUUAAGAAACCAGAACUGUGCGAAAAGAACGGUCGAACGGACCGUUAGCUGUUCUGGAUUUAAGUUCCGCUCACAUAAAGAAGAGACGUCCUCGCUGCUCCUGGUUGUUCCAUUCUAUCAGCAGUAGUAUUAUUCCCCGAAAAUCAACAGGUCCCUGCUUUAUUCGAGCGUGUCGCACCUCCCUUCCGAUGUGUCACGUAUGAACCGUGGCGCGGUAUCGACGAGGGGUCGGGGGCUCCGCCGGUGGAGCGGGACUUCAUGAUGGGGAUGCCCAGAGGAGGACGUCUGUUCCUGGCGACUUGCCUGUGCUCGCUCUUCGUGCUUGUUCUUUACUUCCAGAGCAUCACCAAACCAGAACCUGCUUUGAAGACCGGCGGCAGAACUGUGAAGAGCAGGAGGAGUCCUCUGCAGACCCUCUACAAAGGAGACCAGCAGCUGCAGCCGUCGACGGCUCAGAAGUCCCUCCAAGGCCGCAGGGAGCUGUUGGAGCAGGCGUGUCUGAGCCACACGAGGAAGCGACGGGUGCUUUCACCUGAGGACCUGAAACACCUCAUCGUGGAUGACAAGCACGGCCUCAUCUACUGCUACGUACCCAAGGUGGCCUGCACCAAUUGGAAACGUGUGCUCAUGGUUCUGACGAGUGACGGCCGCUACACAGACCCUCUGGCCAUCCCGGCCAACGAGGCUCACGUCUCCGGAAACCUGCGAACGCUCUCCGAGUUCUCCGUCACAGAGAUCAACCAGCGCCUUCGCAGCUACCUCAAGUUCAUCUUUGUGCGGGACCCCUUUGAACGCAUCGUGUCCGCCUACCGGAAUAAAUUCACAAGAAGCUACAACACGGCCUUCCACAAACGUUACGGAACCAAAAUCAUCCGCCGAUACCGGUCGGACCCUGAUCCAGAAGCCAUGGAGCGAGGAAGUGACGUGAGUUUCCGGGAGUUUGUUCAGUACCUCGUAGACCCUCGGACACAACGGGAAGAACCGUUUAACGAGCACUGGGAGCGGGUUCACUCGCUGUGCCAUCCCUGCCAGAUCCACUAUGAUGUGGUGGGGAAGUAUGAAACUCUGGAAGCAGACGCUAGCGCUGUGCUCAGAUUAGCCACGGUGGAAGGGACGGUCCAAUUCCCAACAUCCGGUAAGAGCACCAGGACUGACGGCAACAUGGCCGCCCACUUUUUCAAGCACAUCAGUCCCUUUUAUCAGAAGAAACUCUUUAACUUGUAUCGGAUGGACUUCUUCCUGUUUAACUACUCCACACCGGAAUAUCUCAGGACUCGAUGACUAGAUGAUGACUAGACCAGAGCAGUUUUUAUUUUGCACUGUUUGGAUUUCACCUUUUCCUUCCUAAUGUCCUCAGAAACGCCGUCACGGAGAGGGACGCGGUUUUCUGAGGAGCAAGACCGAGCAUGUUCUCCUCUCAGCUUUUAAAGACGAACCAACAGAUCCGUUCUGUAUUUAUUUCCUGUUCUGACUGGGAUGUUGCUGCGUUCAACCCAGCAAAUUUUCCUUUUUAACAGUGUUUGUGAAAAGUGCCUUUUAUUGCAUUUGUUGUUCAUUAGACCUAAUGAGCCGUGAGCGAGUGGAUCUUCAGAGGAGCGGGUUCUCCUCCAAAAUGUGCUGACUGUGAAACUGAACCCAGAAAAUGGUUUCAGAGCCUUUUAUUUAUGCCUCGUCAGCAACAGAAAGUAUUUAUUGUUAAACAAAGAGGUUGUGAGCUUGUAAAUGAGUCAAAUUAAUUUAUAUUAAAAGUUUUUCCCUCUU